Aplysia californica (California sea hare) is the source of this 2730-nucleotide messenger RNA. RefSeq lists its product as uncharacterized. Lineage: Eukaryota; Metazoa; Mollusca; Gastropoda; Aplysiida; Aplysiidae. The transcript is spliced from 3 exons. The record is from RefSeq and is a predicted model, not a curated record. The coding region runs from base 479 to 1780 and encodes 433 amino acids.
AGAGAGCGUGCACGUGUACACAUAAAAACACACCAUUCUAUGGAGUGUUGAAGUAGAGUGAAAGUGAAUAUUAUGAGCCUGCGCUGCGCGUGGCCAGAAAUUUUACAAAUUGCUCUUUUACGGAACACACCUUCAUGCCAAGGCCAGCCACUCUAGCGAUCAAUUAUUGUUUUGUAGUUGUAGUGCUCAGCGGUCAGCAAGCGGUUGCCAGUGUUGAGGGGGCUGGGCCGGCAGCCAAGGUAUAUAUAUAAUAAAUUAUAAUUGUAAUACUUGAUAAUAGUUGAGUUAAAUAGUGCAGUCACGCGAAGUACUCAGUGCAUAUUUGUGGACGUGCGGGUAUUUUCAAUACUGUAAAACUAAUGCUUUCUUUGUAGACUACUAGAAUCUACAAAAACACCAGCGUCGAGUGUCGGAUUGGAGAGUGGAAACUGAAUCGCUACGUCGAACGUGAGAACAAGAAUUGAGGAGGUUUGUGUUUAUGUCUUUGGCGGUUGCUAUGGCCUCGACUGAACAGACACCUGACUUUCACAUGUUGCAUUUACAAGCUGCUGUUGAACACAAUUCAGAUGUCUUGGAGACUAUUUUGAGGACGCUGCAAGAUGUUCAGUACCUGAGCGUAAAGACAGACAAGAGAGUUGGAGCUCUUGAGACUCAAGUCAAAGAACUUCUUUCUAGGAACUCACAAGUUCCGCUAGAUCAGGUCAAAGGUUGUGACCUGCCUGCUUCUGCAGCCCAAGCCACUACUUUGACCAGUCCUGAAGUCAUUGGAGAGAUCAUGGACGGACUGAGGGGGGAGUCGACAGAAGUCAAGUCUCUCAUUAGGGAAGAGGCAGGCCGUCUUGGUGAUAUUUGUUCGCAGCACCACAGUGAUGUCGUUUCAAAGCUUGAAAAAGCAGAGGAGUUGAUAUUACCACCACGGUCUGAGAUGGCCGCAGAAAUUGUGAAAAUGACAUCGCACUUUGAAGGAGUAGAAAACGGAAUGAGAACAAUUGAAAAUUCUACAAAUGAGUAUUUAUAUCUUUUGAAUAAUGUACAUAGGAAUCUCAUACCUAAGGAGGAGCUGACUAAUACACUGAAAACUCUGACUGAAGCCUCAGAGAAACAAUUAUGUCAGUUAAAUAAAAUUGUAAAGGAACACGAUUCAGUUGUCAGUUCAGGGAACUUGUCUCAUAUGAAAGGGGCAGGGAUGCAAGUAUGUUCCAGGUUACAUGAACUUAGAGAUGAGUUUGGAACUAGGUGGAAGACAGCAUCAAGAGAUGACAGCCCCGAUUCAGAUCGUGAAGUCGCAGAAUGUCAUGGUAUCCAGGGCGUUGUUGAGACAUCCGAGAAGAACCAUGAGUACAGGUAUCGCUUUGGUGUUAAAGAUUUUAGCAGGUGGAGAUGGGGAGAGUCACAAUACAGUGACGUGUGGCAUAUAGGUGAGGACCCAUCUCAUGUGAAAGGUGUUGUAAAGUUUUCUUUUAACAAUGAGAAAAUAGCGGUGGGUCUGCGCUACAGUCGGUGCCUGUGUCCCCAAGUUGUUGGCUCAGGUCUUAGAGGGAAGACGCAGGUUGCUGUGACAGUGACGGCCUUGUGUCAAGUUGGUAAGGGAUGGGACUGGAAGCUGGGGAGUAAAGAGGGUGAGAUUAGCGGAGAGUUUGUAGACUGGGAAGAGUGGUUGGUGUCAGGUGAUAUACCUAUCAGUGAGUUGAAGAGACGGGGAUUGGUGAAUAAUGAUCAGCUUGUGUUGCAGUAUCAGAUCUGUUUACCAGGGAUGGUGGGAAAAGUAAUUGAUGUCUAGAAAGGUUGACAGAGGCUGAACGUUGUAGAAGAGAAGCUCACAAGAAAAAAAUGGAUUUACACUUAAGUACUAACCAACACCAGAAAACUUUUAUGUUGCUUAUUUCAAGUUGUGAAGCUCUAGUAAACAGGCAGACAGAAUUAACUCUACAGUUCUGGCAGCUUCUGCUGUCUUUUGUGUCAGACAUGUUGAUCUCUCCUUUCCUUCUGAAUGAAAACUUAAAUCUGAAUGGGGAGUCGAUGUCAGAUCUGCAGAUUAUGAAAUGUAUAUUGGAGCCCUGGCCUUAGUGCUCUGGAGGGAGCAGCUUUUUCUCUGGUCUGACUGCUUGUGACUGACGUCUAGAGGCUACUGCCUACAGGUUAUAAUAAAUAUGCUCUCUUUUUUGGGGCAUGGAAUGAGAUUGCCAAAGCUGAUCUCUGACAAUACCUGUUAAUUCUUUGAACCCUGAACUUUGAUGUUUCCCAAAUUCCCAUCCGUGGACUAUUGGAACAAGGCCAGCUCUAGGUGCACCAGCCGUACAGGACUGGAUAUCAAGGGUUGUUCAGAAUAUCAUUUAUAUAUAUAUAUAUCGUAUACCACCAGGCUUAGACUAGGUGGCCCCCAGCCAGUGAGAUGUAGGUGUGGCAUAGCCUGUCUGCAGCAACAGAUGCUUCAAGUCAGCAGAUUUGAACAGAAGGUUGUAUGAUGAGGCCCCUUAUUUCUCAGCGAAGUAAAAAGUAGGCUUGUAGACCAUUCUGUGCAGAACAUAGAGGAAGAAGUCUGACGCAAGUUCAGUUUAUUCUAUCUUACGAUUCUGUUUCAAGAAACAGCUGAGUAUAUCAUCGACUUCCCACAGUUGUGGAACAGAAGAGUCAUAGCCUUGUUAAAAACUCAUUAUAGUUAUAGCCUUCCAUUAAAAUUAAAUAACAAUUCUCUGUCAGUGGAAAUGAAUAAAUUCACCUUUGUUUGAG